Magallana angulata is the source of this 793-nucleotide messenger RNA. RefSeq names its product heme-binding protein 2-like. Bases 67 to 672 code for a protein of 201 amino acids. The transcript has 5 exons. Lineage: Eukaryota; Metazoa; Mollusca; Bivalvia; Ostreida; Ostreidae. The record is from RefSeq and is a predicted model, not a curated record.
CGUACUUCCAAAGACGGAAAACUUCACCUCGACCGGUAAGAAAAGCCUUUCAGAAAACUAAGAACCAUGCUUGGACUAGCAGUGUUCGCAUCCCUUUGUUAUUUGGCCUCUGCAGCCCUGAACAAGCCAUCGUUUUGUCGGGACUUGGACUGUCCAAAAUAUACCGUGCUCCAGUCAUUUCCGGGGUUUGAGCUGAGACGGUAUGAGAUGUCCCAGUGGGUUGCAACAAAAGAUCUGGUGACGAGAUACGAUGCUCUGAAGAACUCAAAUAUGUUUUAUAAAUUGUUCCACUACAUUUCUGGAAAGAACACACUCGGAAUGAAGAUGCCGAUGACAGCCCCUGUGCUGAGGACCGUUAUCCCCGGGGUGGGAAGGAAUAACCAACAGACUAUGAUGGAGAUGCAUUUCAUGAUCCCCCACAACAUGCAGCCAUUCCCCCCGGCCCCCACCGACCCCACCGUGUACAUCACUACGCUCCCUCCCCUGGACGUCUACGUCAAAUCGUUUGGUGGGUUCACUAAUCACAGAAUGAACCUGAUGAAAGUGGAAGAACUGAAGAAUCAAAUUAACAACAGAAAUCUCUUCCAUGGAGACCAUUUUUACACGGCCGGAUAUGACGGUCCCAGAUCUAUGAAUAGACAUAACGAGGUCUGGCUCGUUGCCAAAAACUAAUAAUGUGCACAAGACAUAUUUUCAUGAUAUUUUCAUGUCUUAUACAUAUUAUUGGACUGAUCUAAUAAUAAAGUUAUCAAAAUAAUAUGUGCUCCCUACUGAUGAUGUAAAUAAAAAGUUU